Molecule: messenger RNA, 3062 nt
Organism: Chiloscyllium plagiosum (whitespotted bambooshark)
Lineage: Eukaryota; Metazoa; Chordata; Chondrichthyes; Orectolobiformes; Hemiscylliidae
Product: nuclear receptor subfamily 4 group A member 1-like
Biological process (GO): cellular response to corticotropin-releasing hormone stimulus; regulation of transcription by RNA polymerase II
Cellular component (GO): nucleus; transcription regulator complex
Molecular function (GO): zinc ion binding; nuclear glucocorticoid receptor binding; RNA polymerase II cis-regulatory region sequence-specific DNA binding
Source: RefSeq, a predicted model, not a curated record
CCGGACCGAAUGGAUAGUUCAUUACAGUGCAAUUGACAAGAGUAAUUCCCAGAAGCCGGGGAGGGAGGCUGCAGAAAGGGACUUAGGGUCUUCAGCAACUCAGGCAGGUGCUUCCAACCUGCUUCUUUGGCUGGGCAAGCGAAAUCAUCAGCUGGGAGUUUGUUUUUUUCCCUCUUUGUUUUCCAAAUCUAUUUCUAUGCAUCGUUUUUGAUCUGGACUUUUUUUUAACAAAGCAAAAGAUAUACCACACGUUUUUAACCAUCAGAGAUGCCUUGUCUUCAGGCACAGUAUGGGACCUUGCCACAAAGUGGAGGACCAUAUGAGGAUUACAGUUCUGAUUUCUUGACUCCUGAGUUUGUAAAGCUUGGAAUGGACCUCGGCACCACAGAGAUCGCUGCCACCACCUCUCUUCCCAGCUUCAACACGUUCAUUGACAGCAACAACGGAGACUUUGACGCCUACUUGUACCAACUGAUGCUUACCAACCAGCAGUCUCCAUUUAAAGUGGAAGACGUUCAGAUGUUUGGCUGUUACCCAGCCUCAAUCAACAUGCAUUUGGAAGAGGUGCUACCUCAGUGUGGAUCUUCUCAAUAUUACAAUGGAUCUUGUUCCAUCCCCUCACCUUCAACCCCCACUUUUCAAAUGCAGCAAGUGUCCAUAUGGGAUGAUUCUUUUCCUCAUCAUUCACUACAAUAUGGUGAGGUGGAUCAUUUGUUAGAUCAACAAAAAAAUGUGUCCCAACUUUCAUUCUUUUCCUUUAAGCAGGUACCUUCAGAGUCUCCUGUGCCACAAUGCCACAUGAGGCUCGAUGCGAGUUCCCAUGGAGCUAACCCUGUCCACCAGCUUGUUGAUACCAUGUCUUAUGAUGCCACCAACCAAGCCUCCAUGAAUUUUCCUGCUCUCCCCAUGGACCGUGGACCACGGCUCUUGGAUAGUCCCAUUGUUAUAGACAAUCCCAUCCCCUCUCCACCGGUUCGUAACCCCCCUUCCAAUGAGGGCCAGUGCGCGGUGUGUGGAGAUAACGCUUCCUGCCAACAUUACGGUGUACGGACCUGUGAAGGAUGCAAAGGUUUCUUCAAGCGCACGGUUCAGAAAAAUGCCAAGUACGUCUGCUUGGCAAACAAAGACUGUCCCGUGGAUAAACGGCGACGGAACCGAUGCCAGUUUUGCCGCUUUCAGAAAUGCCUUGCUGUAGGCAUGGUCAAAGAAGUGGUCCGCACAGACAGCCUGAAAGGUCGCAGAGGUCGACUUCCAUCCAAACCAAAGAGUGUUCAAGAAGCCACGCCUUCAAAUGUUCCAGUUAGUCUCAUCACAGCGCUGGUCAGGGCACAUAUUGAUUCCAACCCAAUCAUGUCUAAUCUAGAUUAUUCCAAGUUCCAGGAAUCCAGCGUUUAUCAGCCACAGGAAGACGAGGCUGGAGAUAUCCGACAGUUUUACGAGUUGUUGGCUGGUUCGAUGGAAAUGAUACGCAAGUGGGCGGAGAAGAUUCCGGGAUUCAAUGGUUUGCCUAAGGAAGAUCAGGAUCUACUACUGGAAUCUGCUUUCCUCGAGCUCUUCAUCCUCCGGUUAGCCUAUAGGUCCAGCCCUGACGAAGGCAAGCUGAUCUUCUGCAGUGGCAUCGUCCUCCACCGUCAGCAAUGUGUGCGCGGCUUUGGCGAAUGGAUUGACUCUAUCAUUGACUUCUCCGGCACCCUGCAGCGGAUGAAGAUCGAUGUGUCCAGCUUCGCCUGCCUUGCAGCGUUGGUUGUCAUAACAGACCGGCACGGCUUAAAAGAACCCAAGAAGGUCGAAGACCUGCAGACCAAGAUAAUAACGUGCCUGAAAGACCAUGUCACAUCCAGUGCAGGUGAGCAGAUGCGGCCAAACUACUUAUCCAAGCUUCUGGGCAAGCUGCCAGAACUGUGCACACUCUGUACACAAGGACUGCAACGCAUUUUUUACCUGAAACUCGCUGACCUGGUUCCUCCACCUGCCAUUGUCGAUAAGCUAUUCUUGGACACGUUGCCUUUCUAGAGAAGCUGCCAAGCUGUAUAACUGUUGAACUGGACCCCAGCCAUCAUCUUUGAUGUUGCAGUAUGAGCAGGGAGUUCAACUUACACUGGAACCCGUUCCAAAAUUGGAUGGCUUCAGGAAAUGGACAAAUACGCUAUGCGCUAAUUGGGUUUGCUGUUUUUCAAACAUGCUGUUUUUAUUUUAUUCAGCAUUACAGAUUGUUGGAGAAAAAAAUGUCCCUUUGCUACAUUGCAGUUUCUACAAAGCAAUCUAACCAUACAGCUUCUCUGAGCUUUCACAAACUUGGGAGAUCAGAUAUUCUCAGAGAAGAUAAUAGCACUGGUUAGAGACAUUCUCUCCCUCUGUCCCAUAUGUCAUGGCCCUAAAUCCUAAACUUAAGAAUGAAUGCAAUGUGAUGCCAUUUCUGUGUUGUACACUCUCAAUUAUAGUCAUCUAUCACAGCUAAAGAAUCACAAAUGAGAGUCAAGGAACAUGGUCUUUGGGCCAAAUGGGAAAAGUCAAGACUGAGCUUAUUUCAGCCAUCAUUUAUCUAAGAAAAUGGAUAUGUUCUUUAUCUGUCUGGCUGGAUUUGUAAUAAUAUGUCAGAUGUAGGAAUACCGUGUGCAACCCAGUCAUCUUUGGAAAGAGUAAAGCUAUCUGAGAUGGAUUUUGAAAGGACAACAUUUGUGAACAGUGUGAUAAGUCAAUCUUCAAAAGGUUCUUUCAAGGCCAGACCUGGACAGUCAGGACUGAGAAGCCUGAAGUGUGACAGACUAAACCUUGAACAAUGUCACAAAUGUAUUCUGCAUGAAUAUUUGACACCAAGGUUUAGCAAAAAUAAAAAAAUAAGGCAGUACUGAAGAAGCACACAGCCCUGACUGGAAGCUGUGACACUUCCAGUUAUGAAGACUACACUCAUGCAACAUGACACAAUUUAAUGGUACUAGCUUGGGUGUGUUAAAAAGGUUAUUUGUCUUGUUAAGAUAUGUUUUCCUUCUCUAACAGCAUUGUGGGUGUACCUGCACCCUAUGGACUGCAGUGGUUCAAGAAGGCAGCUCACGACCACCUUC